Molecule: messenger RNA, 11813 nt
Organism: Metopolophium dirhodum (rose-grain aphid)
Lineage: Eukaryota; Metazoa; Arthropoda; Insecta; Hemiptera; Aphididae
Exons: 8
Coding region: 1069-9234 (2721 amino acids)
Source: RefSeq, a predicted model, not a curated record
CGGACGCACUCACGCACCACGCAUAGCAACACGGGCGCAGGGUGUCCGCGUCGGCGGCGGUCAUCGGCCGCCCGGAAAACACACCCCCGCGUGACUUGCGAGGGUUGGCUGUACCGUGGGCGCCCCGCGCUACCGCCACCGGCCACACUGUCAGGGCGAUUCACCACCGCCCAUGUGGUUUGUACCAGUGAACGCACUACCACUUAUCGCGGGCACUUCCUUUUUCGUUGGUCGUACUAGGUUGUAGAUUUUAUUUUCUUUCGGGCUUAUGCAUAUAUAUAUGUAAUUUUUUUCGUCUCCUCUACGCACCCCCCGCCUUGGACACUCUCGCGCGCACGCACACGUACACGAAUCGCACGACCGGCGCGCUCUCAUAAACGCAAAUGCGCGCACACGCACGCGCGACAGUGAUAUUAUAUUAUUAUUAUUAUUAUAUUAUAUAUUAUUAUUAUUAUUAUUCGCUAUUAUAUUAUUAUACACACACUCGCACACACGCGCACACAAAUACGCACACGCGCGCGUACACACACACACACAUGUACAAACACACAGACGCACACACACACCCGCGCGCGCCACAAGACGUUAUCUUCAAUCGCGCAUUGGGUUUUUGUUUUCGACCAUUUCGUUUUUAACGCUGUGCGACGUCCGACGACGUUCUUGUACUAAUAAAAAUAUCUUGUCGCGGUAAUGAUAACUUACGACAACCGUUCGUUCUCAACCGCACACUACACACACGAUCCCUCGGGUGUCCGUCAUUUAUAACGUUUCGUGCACGGUGUACCUAGUGUCAGGUCCCGUAAAACUAUUAUUAUUAUUAUUAUUUCGGUACGUCGUCCCUCGCUUCCGCUGAGCAUCGAGAGGAGCAGCUUUACGCACGGCUACCGUGGAUCGCGCGCGCAUUACCGUUUCGCCGAAAAUGUCGUAGCCGCCCGCUCCGCCACCGCCAUAAUCGCCGCUGCACCUGUUGUAGUAGCGCGGCGACAGACAGACGUAUUAUAGACAGCUACCUAUAUCAUCGUGUCGUCUGACAUGUCACCUCACCGUUGAUUCGGUCGCACGAUUCAGAUGAUUGAAAAUCAUAGAUCAAUUGAAUGUAUUAUGUAUCCAGAAAACAAAAUGCUGUCAUCAACUUAUUGUGCUGCAGUUGAAAUGUUUGAGUCAGUAAAUAAAGAUACAAAAAAGGAGUUUAAUAAUAGAGCACUCAAUUUAUUAACCGCAUGGGAGAAGAGUAAUACUUUAAUAUUUGCUGAGUCCUUUGCCUCUGAAUUACAUAUUUUUAUGCAUCAAGCCACCAGGGAAUCUGCUAUAUUAUUUUUGGAUUUCCGCUGGGAAAAUAUUUCAACAAAAGUAAAUAAAGCCAUAUCUAAAGCUUUGAGACAAAUUAUGAAAGGUUUAAGAAAAUUGGAUCCAAUACAAUCAGAAGCAACAAAUUAUUGUCAAUGUUUGUUGUCUUUAAUGAAAAAUCCAUGGGGUCAUCGUAAUUUUUUGAAAUUACUUUGUGGAAAUCCAUCUCACAGAGAAGUUUCAAAAUUUAUCCAGUUCGAAAAUGGUUGUAUUUUUGCUCAGCGCUUAAGAAUGCUUUGUGAGGGAAAAUGUGAAGAUAAAGCACUUAAACUAUCAUCAUUGGCAAUGAAUUUGCAAAACUCGAAAUUAAAAUCCAAAUAUCAGUUUGAAGAACAAGAUUAUGAAUUCAUUAGGGAUAUUUAUUAUGCAUGCCUUGAAAGGACAAAUAAUAAAAAGGAACUUAUUAGUCAAUUAAUGAAAUAUUCUCCUGAAAAUGAUGGUAAAAUCCUAAUGGAAAAUUAUUGUAAAAAGAUUCAGAAACUUACAAAUAUGCAAAAAGAAAUCAGACCAAGGAUUUGUAAAAAUAUGGUACUUGUUUGUGAAAUGGCUGCUUGCAUCAUGGUUGUAAAUUCAUUGAAAAAUUCUAAUAUUUUUGAUAAUAUUGCUGACUUUAUAAAGAAGUGGAGUCUAAUAGUGAUAACAUUGAUGGAAACUGAUUUGCAACCUGAUAAUAUAAGUUACGACUAUAUAAAAAAUAUAAUUCGUACAUUUAUUAAUGUUGCACCAUCUGCUAAUCAUUUAUACCUAAUAUGCGAUGUUCUUUAUAGUGAAUUUGGUUCUAAAUUGCCUCGUACGUUGUAUAUAGAAAUAUAUAUCAAAGCGUUAUCCACUAAUAUAAAUGAAAAAGAAAAAUGCAAGCAAUUGAGUGAUGGAGAUGGAUCAUUUGAAUCAUUAAAAAAGUUAGUUCAAGGGUAUUUGAAAUUGGCUAAUCUACUUGAAGAUAUUUUAAGCAUAUGCCGAGAAUGUGUACUAACGGCAUAUUCUUUAAUGCCUUCCAGUGAUCUAAUGAUGAGAGUAGAAAGUUUAGCUGUCAAAAGUGGUAAGUUGACUCCAAUAGAUCUAACUAAUGUUCCUGAAAAUUCCUGUGGCAAAUCUAAAAAAGGAUCUACUUCAAAUCUUAAACCUGGUCGCAAACGUAAAUCAAAAGCCUGUAAAUCUGAUAAAAACCCAAAAUCUAUUCUUGAUGCUUCUGAAAAAUGUUAUUCCAAGAUCCAUUCUGACCUUAGUGAAUUGAAUGAUCCAUUAACGCCAGUCAUGCAAGAAGACCUUAUUUCAAUUAUCAAGUACCCUCGUUAUGGGACAUUCAAUUGGAACCUAGGAUGGCCAAGAAUGAAAAUUUUAUGUCAACAAUAUUUAGAAAAUUUGGAUGUAGUGUUAAAGCGAAAUACACUUAAACGUUCUGAUUUAACAUAUCUUGAUAUUGAUAUUGAUGAAUAUAACAAGUGGACAGAAAUAAAUAUGAGACAAUUAACAAACGAUAAAGGUUAUUUUAGCAGUGAUUUUAGUGAUUAUGAAGAGUCAAUAGCAUCAAUUGCUUCAUCAGGAGAAAUUGUAAGUUAUUGUACGAAUAAACCAUCCAAGAGUUGUUCUCGGAAACGAAAAGUUGGUUUACGUAAACGAAAGGCUGGUUCUCAAAAACGGCGCAAGGUUAGUCCUAAAAGUAAACCAAAAUCCAUUAUUACUCAAACACAACCUAGAGUUGGUUUGCGGCGAAGCUUAAGAUACAAUAAAAGUAUAAGUAUUGAUGAAACUGAUGAUUCAACUGUUGGUUCCUUGUUAAAUGAUGAAGCUCAAUACAAAGAUACAAAUUCUAAUGAUGAAAUUGAAGAUGAUUCUGUUGAUUCUGUUCUAGAAGAAACCCUCAUAGGAACUAUAAAAAAUGAUGGAUUGCCUGUAAAAUUUAAAAAUCAGCUUAAAUUAACACGAGAAAAAAGGACUGUCAACAAAAAUCAACACAAAGACUUUGACUAUUCAUGGUCUCUCAGAAAAAGAGGAAAAUCUAUUAAAAAUGAUUUAUUGAUAAAUGAGGCACUUGAAAACAAUAAAAUCGAUUCAAUAAGAAAACCAUGUAAUGGUGACCAAACCAAAAGCUACUCUACUAAUUAUGAACUUCCACAUUCCAGUAAUGAACAUUUAAAUAUGUUAUCAGAACGAAUACCUCAAUUAAGUUCAUUAGAUUUCAUAAUACCAGCAAAUACAGAUCGCAUUGUUAAUGUAGUACAAAUUCAAACAACAUCAAAUACUCUAACAAAUGUAUCACAAACGCAAACAGAAAGAGUUUCAAAUCAUCAUUCUAAUAACGAAUUAGAAAAAAAAUCUAGUGAAAACCAAACUAACACUCAUCCGUUGGAUAAUUUUGUUUCUGUGUAUCAAUCUAAUUCGUUAAAUAAUAGCAUGAACUCUGUUCAAAAUGUUGGAAUUCAUCAAGGGGAAUGUAGUUUCACUGGUAGUGUAUCUGUAAGCAAUCAAAGGAUUACUACUGAUUCAAUUACAAAUGUUCACAAUACUGUUCAGCAAGAUUCAAGUAAACCAAUUGGGACACAGGAUGUAUUGUUGAAUCAAAAUCAAAUUAACUUGGAUCAUCAACAUUGGAAUGAUAUUCAACUACAAAAUUCUGGAGAGCGAUUACAAUCUAAUAUUGAAAGUGCUGUACAUUUAUCCUCAAAUGUGAUAGUUCGAACAUCUGAUGUUAUGAAUCCAAGUCAUGUUACUCAAACUACUGGACAAAUGACUUAUACUACAAAAAAGCCAUCUACUUAUUGUGUUAAGACACGAGACCGAUUUAUUGAUUUAUCAUUGCCAGCAUCAAUUUCUUCUAUAUCAACCAACAGUAAUCGUUCUACAAAUAUACCACUAGCAAUGAGCACAAACAAAUCAAACUUUGACUCAAAAAUUCAACAAAAUUCUCCAAUUCAAACAUCAGUUGGCUUGCAAGUCAAUUUCAACAAUCAACAAUCUGACGGUAUACAAAGUAUUAUGUCCCCGAACGAUCAAGCAACACAAGUAGGUACCAACAUCACAGACAAUUCAACUUCAACUAAUAUGUCUUUAUUAAAUGAUCAAAUAAUGAAUUCCGCAAAUAGUAGAAUAAACAAUUGCUCAAUUGUAAAUACUUCAUUUAUGAAGGAAAAUUCAUUUGAUAAUUUAAAAUCAAACAUUCCAAUGAUAAAUCCAGUUUCAAGUAUACAGACUCAAACCUGUGUUGGUUUACGGCUACCUAAUGAAGUUUCUCAUCCUAAUGCUUCAGUUAUAUCUUUGAUGAUUGCUUCAACUCAAAGUCAGGUUAUUAAGUCCAAUGUACAUAAUUCAGUUUAUACAUCUCCACAUAAUCAAAGAAUGCAGCUGAAUGAUUUAAGUCAUACUUCUCAAACAAAUAGAUCUGAAGAACAAAAAAAAAUUGACAAUCUGAAAUUAAUAAGCCAAACAUUUACUGCUACGUCAGAAGCAAUUAAAUUUGUUACCAGUAGUACAGAAUCGCAACGUCUUAUUCAAAGUACAGAUAAGAACAGUACAUCAAAUCUUGCUGUUUUUCAAAAUUCUUCAGAAGGUGUGUCGCAUAUCAGCCAAGAAAAUGAUUUAAGUUCUAAAUCAUCCACUAGGGGACGAGGUAAUAUGAGAACUUACGAAAGUAAAACUAGAGCUCUUAAACAAGCUAACAUGUCUGAUAUGUUUGUAUUUGAGAAAGGAACAUUAUAUGCAGUUCAAGACGAUAUUGUUAGUCAUAUAGAACCUACCAAAUCGGUUAUCUCACCCAGAAAUAAUACUUCAAGUAAUGUGAAAAUGCAAAAUCGACAGUCUAAAGAAUGUUUGGAAAAGCCAAAACUUUCCCCAAAUGCCUCUCCAAAUAUCACAAUUACAGGCUCAAUGUUACCAAGAUUUCAACAAGUUUUCGGUAAAACUAAAUUUCCGAAUUCAACUGUUAUUAAUGACACUUCAUCUCUGUGUUCAACUAGUGCGGCAAGUAAUCUCUCUUCAAAUCUUGGGCCAAUUGUUAAUCGGACCAAUAUACCAACGUCGCGAGUGUAUUCGUCUUCAAAAGGUGUACAGACUAAUCAUGAUGUUGAUACAAUUAGCUCUAAUAUGAAUUGUAUACCAUCAAAAGUAGUAGAAAAUAAGCUUCAGCAUACUGUUAAUAUGUCAAAAUCUAGUAAUGUUAUGGCGAUUGGAAACAACAAAAACAAUGUUAUAAUGACAUGUAAAGCCGUCACUUCUGCGAACAAUAUCCCACAAGUUUCAGCCUCAUCAUCUACUCAUCAAAUUCUUACUAGCAACAUUGAAAUUAAAAAAGGACUCUCUAGUAUGCCUAUUUCAAAAGUUCCAACUACAUUUACCACUAGUUGUAUAAAUUCAUCAAUAGCAUCAUCUAGUUCUAAUUUAAUAUAUUCAAUUCCUAUACUAAAUGACUCUAAAUCUACUAAUAGUAAUAUAGAUAAACCUUCACAAGGUGUAACACAACUACAAAGACAACUUAAGAUGUCCCCAUCAAUAAUCCAAACAGUGUUACGGAAACAUCCUACUUGGCAACAAAAUAGUUUUCGUCAGGGUAAACAAAGUACAGAAGUACAGACAUCCUCAAUAGAAAGGAUUUUACCUGCAAGUGUGGCAAAUAUUGUCAAAACUACUAUAGAGUCUUCAAAUAAUAAAAUAUCGAUAAGUACUAUUAAACCAAAUCUUCCAGAAACCAAUGUUAGCACUUUGAUGAUGGAACAAGUAAGGGAGUUUGAAUCAGUAUUAGAAGAAGUACGGAAAACUUCAUUGAUGAAUGAAAUGAGUACAGCCAGUAUGUUACCACAAAUAAAUCAUGAAAUAAUACAAAUUCCUUCUCCUACAGAAAAUGUUGACUUACUUAAUACUGAUAGCAAUCAAACAUUAUUUCCUUUGAAUAAAAAAUCAAAUAUAAAUAGUGAACGAGAUCGUUGUUCAUUUUCAUUUUUGAAUCAAACAUUGUCAAAUGUAAAUGAUUUGGCUAGUGAUGAUAAAGAACUAGUUACCAUACAACCAACUAUAAUUUCAGUGCGAAGUGUUACUCCCACACCCCCCUUAACAUCACCUAAUAACAAUGUGUCUGUGAAUCCAGUUGAUUCACAGUGUGCUAAACAGCAGAUUGCAAAUAAAGUAAAACCUGUUAUUAAGACACCAGCAAGUUCUCCAUCAACUUCAGCUGUAAAAGUUCCAGUUUUGCAAAAACCUUUGCCCAAAUUACAAGAAGAUGAACAAACAACUCAGCGAAUAUAUGCAAUACUUGAUAAAUAUGCUGAACAACUACGUAAUUCGCCAGAGUUGAAAAAUAAACCCGCGCCUAGACGUAGAACCAAUCCACCAACAAAUCCAAGCCUGAAUGCCAAACGUAAAAAAACGAAUCAAUUAAAUUUAAAAACAUGCUCUCAACAAACAUCUUGCUCAUCAUCUGGUAUGGAAAUGAGUCCUACGUCAGAUAUGCAAGCUAUUGACAGUGAGGAUAGUUCUAAUGCUGUUAGUCAUUUUUCACAUAUUAUCAAUUCUCCAUCCAGAAAUUCAGAUGAACAAUCUACAGUGAUUUCAGAAACACCUUUAAUUGAAAAUGCAUUAAUUAAUGUUAAUGAUGUUAUUAAAAAAAUUAAUAUUGAAGCUGAAAUGAAGUCUAAAGUUUCUCAAUCCACCCAAAUUGUUGUAAGUGGUACAUCUGGAUCUUUUUUAUCUAUACCUGAUGGUAAUGCAGCAAAUGUUAGACUUCUUGUUGCAGCAGGGAAUAAUCAAAAAAUGUACAGAUUGCAUUGUCCAGUAACUGGACCAGGACCUGUAGUAUUUCAUCAAAUUACCGCUAAAGAUUCUUGCUCAAAUGAUGUUAAAAUGGCUUCUAAUAUAUUAGGACAGAACAUUAGUGAAUCAACUAUCUUAUCAGCUUUAUCAGCUGAUGAUUUACAAAUUGCAAAUACGAGUUUAGGAAGUGAAAUUUUACAUAAUACUUUACAAAACUUUGAUCAUAAAAUAAAUAAACCUGAUAUUCUUUUGGAGUCAAUGGAAAAAGCUCAAGUACUUGAUAAUAAUGAAAAACAACUGUCAUUUCCAGUUAUGAAAAAAAAUCAAGCAUCUCAAAGUACAUUUAGUGUCAUACAUACUCUACCAUGUACACCGAAAUCAGAACCAACUGAUAAUAAUGAAUUAUUGACUGAAGCUCAAAAUAAUAUUUCAGAAAGUAUUCAUAAAGACUAUCGUGAUAAUGGACAAAAUACUAACAUGAACCAAGAACAGAUAAAUAUCUCUAAUAUGAAUCAAUUUGUUAAUAAACAUGAAAAAUUAAGUACAGCUCUUAAAAAUGAGUCUUCUUAUGAAGAUAUUGAGUUUCCAUCAUUUGACACUCAUGAAGAAGAAGAAGAAGAAACCGAUGAUAACUUGACCAUUAUUACUAAUACAAAUAGCCAACAAAAUACAUCUAAUUCAGAUGAAAACAAAUUGGAGAGUACAAAUGUUAAUCAAACUUUGGUUAAUUGUUUGAGUGACAAAAAAGUAUGUAAUAAUGUAAAUGAUGAGCAUGUUGUGAGGUGUGAGGAUGGUACAAUAGUCAAGCAAGAACACGACACAUGUGAUACUACUAUUGAAGCAAGACCUAAUAUUUUAGAACUUGCGAGUCCUAAAAAAGUAGAAGGGAACAAAUCAAAUAUAGUGUUGGACAAUGUUGCUGCUGCUUCAGCUGCUGAAAUAAUUUCAACCGUCACUCAAACAUCAAAUUCUUAUAAACAAAAAGAUGAAUUUUCACUAAAGGCUGUUAAGAUUGAGUGUGAAUCAGAAAAUGAAAAUGAAAAUACAUUAAGUAAUACUGUGUAUAAUAUGCUAGAUAAUCAGUCUACCAACAAUACUCAUACAAAAAUUGGAUCAUUGACGCUCAGUUUAAAAAAUGACAAAUCAGCACAAAAUUGGAUUAAUUGUUUAUCUAAAAUAAUGCUACCAGGAACUGAAAAAAUGUUGGAAGGUGAAAAUUUAAAACGAUUGCAGGAAUCAUUUCAACAUACCAAAAUUAAAACUUUUAAAGAUUUGAAAGUAUUUGUAUUUGAGCAAUGUAAACAUUUUGACAAUAAUAUUGAAACCCCUAAAGAGUAUGAUUUGUAUGAAGAUAGUGAUGGUCUUGGUGUUGAUAAACCAAGCACAAACGAACUAUUUCCUGAAGUGGCCAUAUUAAAUGAUUUAGACAAAUCUACAAGUCCAACACUCUGCCUAUUACAAGCAUCUACAUCGAAGUCAAAUGAUACUAGUCCUUUGCAAGCUAGGCGUAAAUCAGUUUUGUCUCACACAACUACCACUACAGUUAUUCCAGCUGGUGGGGAACUGACAACUGUUGCUUGUAAGAAAAACAAAACAAAAGUAUCAUUUUUAAAACAAGCUUUGUAUAAUGAAAUGAAUCAAGACUCUAACGAUAGCGAGACAAAACCGUUUAUAAAUGGCAUCAAGACUGUUUUAGAUUCAAUUGAACAAAUUGAUUCAUGUCCAGAAUCACCAUCAAAUACAACUGCCAUGGAUUCAGAAACAUGUAUGUCGGAAGACAGUACUUCAACAAUUAGCAGUGGCACACCACAUUAUAACUUUCGCAAAAGUAAACGCAAAAAUGUUGAAGAAGAUGGAUUUAUUGAAUCCCAAGUAAUAAAACGAAUGUAUAGAGGUCGCACAUCAGAAGAAAAUGAAGAAAAAUCUGAAUUCCCUAAACUGAGUAACAUUAAGACCCAGACGCCUGAACAAAAGCCAAUAGUUGAAAAAAAAGAAUGUAACAAUAGAAGAAUAUCGAGUCGUCUAAAAAACAAUAAUGUCAAGAAUAAUCAGCAAGUAUCAAGCAAAUCUCCACAGUUAGAUAUUCCACCUUAUAAGCUAACAUCAACACGAGCGUCCCUCAGGAGAGUUUCUAGAAAAACUACUUGAUUAAUUUCAGACAUUAAGUAUUCCAACACGUUAUUUAUUAAAUUUUACUUAAGUUACCAUUACUAAUGCUGGAUGAUUAUCUAGCUCAAAAACCAGAAAAUAUGUAGUCGUUAAUUUAUAAGAUUAUAUAUUUAUGUAUAUAUAUAUAUACAUAAAAAAAAUCAAAAUUGUACAAUGUCAUGAGUAAUGCCAUUAUUUACAUUCAGUUUAGUUAUGCUUGUUACUAAAAAUUAUCUUAUCCAUUUUUACCAUUUUUAAAUUGUUUUUGAAACCAAAUUAUAUAUUUGUUUUUUUUUUUAAAAAAAAGGUGUUGAAAAUGUAUUUAUUACUAUACUUUUUUUUUCUGUUAUUUUUAUCUUUGAAUUUAGUUGAUACAUUCUACCUUGUUUAAUUCAACUACUUAUAUCAUUUAUUGAAUAUCCAAUUAAAUAUUUAAAAAAAUCAUUUUGCAUGAUAAAAUAAAUAUUUUGCUAUCAUAAAAUAAUUUGUGAUGAGUAGCAUUGUACAUAUACAUUAAUAAUUUAGUAUUGUAUAUGAUAUAUAUUUUUUAAAUACAAGUCUUAUGUUUAUCUUGUUUAAUUGUGUAAUAAAAAGUAUAAAAAAUAUUUUAAAUGUACCAUCAUAAAUUAUUCAUUAAAUAUUUUAAUUUAAUCUAUAAUUGUAUGGUUGCAAUUUAAUUUAUAAUUUUUAUUAUAAAACAAUAGGAGAUAAUUAGAUUUGUUUUUCGUAAAUUGUGUCAUGUAAAUAAGUAAAGGGGUAUAAGGAAAAUUGAAUCUAUAUAAUUUUAAUUACCAUUAAGAUACAGAUACAUUUUAGUUACAUAUGAAUAAUAUUCAUAUUUCAAUAAAUAAAAUAAAAUAAAUUCAUCAAAAUACAAUUGUACUAAUUCACAGUAGAAAUUCAUGAUUUUUUUAUUUAUUACGAAGAAUUUAAACAAAUAUUUUAUGAUUAAUAAAGCUUUUAAAAUUAAACAUUAAAUUAAUUGAAAAAAUUUGGUUUCAAAAUGUUCUUGCUUGUACCUACCCCUUUGCUUCUAUGUUAAUAUAUUUUUUUUAAUUUAAAUAUAAUGUACUAUGUAUUAUUCAUACUUUUUAAACAGCAAACUUAUAGUAGCAUGUGGUUCAAAUUUAUUUUACAGUUAGCACAGGUAUUAAAAAAUUAGUUUGUAUUCAUUUUUUUAUUAAUAUUACUUUCAACUAAAUUAUUAAAUUGUAUGUAUAAAUUAUAUUGUAUAUAUCCUUUUUCCCGGUUUUGCGUGUAAUUUGACUUAUUGUGAUUUGAAUAGAUGUUUUAAUAAGGAAACAAUUAUCAUAUUUUGUUUUAUUAUAUAUUCUCUGGUGAAUUUAUUUCGUUAUCCUAUUAAAAUAAUUAUAAUAUAUAAUAUUUUCAAUGAGGUUAGAGACAUUUGUAUUUGCAUCAACAUUUAAAAAGUAUGAUGAAAUGUAUAAUUUAUUUGUACAAAUACAUUUGCUUCCCAGAUAAUGUACUUAAAUUGUUAUCAUAACCAUGUACAAAUAUUUGUUAUAUUUAUAACAAAUAAAUAUUAUAUACUAUUCAGAUAAAAAUUCAGUCAAAUAUGUUGUUCAGUAAAUAUAUAUUUUUUUUUUCUAGAACACAAUAAACGAUGAGUUAUUUUCGAUAAUGUAUAUAGGAUUAGUAAUAUAAGGCGUUAAACUUUAUAAUUAACUUAAACAUUGUUUUGUUUAAUUUGUAAAUCUGUUUGUAAAGAUUACAAUAGUGUACUAUUAUAAUAGAUAAUUGUUUUUGUUUAUUAUUUAUUUAUAUAUUAUGCUAUUUUGUUUUUGAAAAUUACCAAAGAAAUUGAAUACAUGAAAAUGUUUAUUGAAAAGUUAAAAAUUAAGUAACCAAUUGUAUAAAUAUAAUUUAAAAUGCAACAUUUUGAGAAAAUAAUGUAUUGUUCAUGAAAAAGACUUAAUGUAUUUGUAAUGUAAAUUAUAAUUAUUUAAAGAAGAAUCCCUCGUCUUUCCAAUAUGUAUUGUUAUUUUAUUAAUUGAAUUUGUAUAAAAUCUUAAGUAAAACAAAAUGUUGAACUACAUAAAUUUAAAACUAAAAUAAUUCUUUAUGUUAUUAAUUUGUAAUUGAACGAUUUCAACACUUAAUUAUAUAAUUUAAUUUGCUCUUACACAAAAUUUCCAUUAGUAGCUUUAUUUUAUAUUCAUUUUAUUUAUUCAUACCUGAGUAUUUUCAUUGAAUAGAAUGACAUUGUUUAAUUUUAAUUUAAUUUUAAUUUUCACUGUUAAUAUGAUAAUCUGUAGUGAGAUUUUGUUUUAAUUAAUUUUAUUUUUUACCCACAUCCCAUUUUAUAUUGUAUUAAAAUCAAUUGUUUUAUAAGUUAAUCAUUAAUAACACUAAACUAAUGUUAUUUCAUUCUAAAUAAAAAAAAAUGACUUAGGGAUUUUUACAUAUUAUUAAAAAUAUAAAUCUUAUUUGCUUCAGUAGAUAAGUAAUGUGAUAGUUUUAAGGAUUUAUCGACUGCUGUUCAUGUUAAACACAAGCUGAUUUUGAUUUAGUUUACUUUGUCUUUGAUUUUAAUACACUAAAUUUGAUUUUGAAAAUUU